GGAAAGAAAAGGUCAUUUGUAAGUGUAGAAUUGGUGAUUUUGACAAGGUUUUUUCGACACGUUGUCAUCGUAACCUAGCAUCGACAUUCGGUUAAAAGACAUACGUUUUGCCCUUUUUUAUAUUGCAAUUUGCUAAUCUCUUCUUGCCAUGUAUGUGACUUGUACAACUUUUUUAAACCAAAAAUGCACAAUAUCUAAGUCAUGCCAAUUAAAGCAAUAACCUGUGACUAGACGCAAUCUUGUACGUGCUUUUAAAUUCAGUCAAACUUCAACAAGUGGUAAACAUGGACACGAAAAUUAUUUCAGUUGCUGCAAAAACCUCCAAAAUUCCUCUAGAAUCAACAGGAAAACUACUGUUUGACAGAAUUAGCACCUUCGAAAACACAGCAGUGGCUUUCGUAAGUCAUCAAACAUUCUACUCACUUAAUUCCACUUUGCAAUUACAGUUUGAAGUCAAAUCCGGCGUAACGUGCACCUACGGCAACCUAGCUAUCAACAGCCUAAACCUAGCCAGAAAUCUCCGAAACUCAGUAGGAAUAGUAAAAAAUGACCACCUCGCCAUCAUUAGCGAAAACUCACACAAAAUCUGGGUGGCUGCAUUGGCUGGGCUAUACCUAGCCGCUCCAUUCCACCUACUAAACCCAGGAUUUACCACUUAUGAACUGAAAAAAUACCUGAUGAUGUCUGAACCGAAAGUGGUAUUUUGCUCGAAACAGGUUCUACUUAAACUUCAGGUAGUUAGAGACGAGUGUACUUUUAUCGAAGCGGUCGUACUUUUUGAUGACGAAGAUGAUACCAGCAAGGACGUUAUUCUCUAUAAAGAUUUGAUCCAAGAGGGGUGCGACGGAAAAUGUUUUGAAAUGGAAGAAGUGGAUGAUCUUGACAAUCAAGUUGCAUAUAUAGCAAAUUCUUCUGGUACUACUGGGUUACCCAAGGGGGUCAUGGUCACACACGCGAAUUUGCGCUUGAAUAUGAGCCACGUUAUAGAUAGGGAGUUAUACCCUUUCGAAGAUAACAGCGUAGUUCUGCACGUCAUCCCUUUCUACCACGUCCACGGUUGUGGGGUGUGCUACUGCGGGCUGUACCGAGGUCUCAAGCUUCUGGUAAUGGACCAAUUCGAGCCCAAGUCGUACUUACACAACAUCCAAGAACACAAAGUCUCUACAUUAUUCAUCGUUCCGACAUUAGCAGACUUCCUAGCUAACAGUCCCUUACUCGACACGUAUGACUUAUCCUCAGUGGAACAAAUCUACUCAGCGGCGGCGGUUCUCAAAACCACCACCCACCAAAAAGUCCUCAAAAGAUUUAACAUAAAAUCCGUCCGCCAAAUCUACGGCGCCACCGAAAUCGGCGUCGCCGUCUUCAUGACCCCCACCGCCUCCUUCAAGCCGGGAAGCACCGGCAAGGUUACCCCCGGCGUUUCGGUAAAGAUCGUCGAUCCGGCCACUGGCGAAUCUCUCGGGUGUAACCAAUCAGGAGAGAUCUGCGUCAAGACCGCCACAAUGAAGGGCUACCUCAACGAUCCCGAGAACACACGAACGUCGUUCGACGCCGACGGGUUCGUCCGAACGGGAGACGUGGGGUACUACGACGAGGAGCACCACUUUUACAUAGUGGAUCGACUGAAGGAUUUAAUUAAAUAUAAAGCAUUCCAAGUGCCACCAUUGGAAAUCGAGGAAAUUUUACUGCUUCAUCCGGGGGUGGGGGAUGCGGCGAUUGUGGGAAAGCCAGACGAGAGGUGCGGGGAGUUGGCGGUGGCGUUUGUGGUUAGGGAGGAGGGGGUGGAGGUGGAGGAAUCAGAGGUUGUAGAUUUUGUGGCCAAGUAUUUGAGUGUGGAGAAGAGGCUGCAUGGAGGGGUGAGGUUCGUGGGGGAGAUACCGAGGAAUGGGGUGGGGAAGAUUUUAAGGAAGGAGUUGAGGGAGUUGCUUUAAUAAAAAUGAGUACGUUUGAGGUUUUUUGUGUCGAGAGUUUUUAAAACAUUUAUAAAAAAUUAAAGAGAUUAAACAUCUGAGAUAUGCUAUCUUUAUACAGGAAAAUGCAUUAUCGGCCAUAUUA
Zophobas morio is the source of this 2055-nucleotide messenger RNA. RefSeq lists its product as uncharacterized. The coding region runs from base 285 to 1931 and encodes 548 amino acids. The transcript is spliced from 4 exons. The record is from RefSeq and is a predicted model, not a curated record. NCBI's taxonomy places the organism in Eukaryota, Metazoa, Arthropoda, Insecta, Coleoptera, Tenebrionidae. Gene Ontology annotation, biological process: long-chain fatty acid metabolic process; fatty-acyl-CoA biosynthetic process. Gene Ontology annotation, molecular function: long-chain fatty acid-CoA ligase activity.